CCGGCAGCCGGGAGCACUAGUCGGAGGUGCGCGAGCCGGGCGGAGGUUGCAGAAUUCUCCUUCGUAAUACAGCACUUACAGCCAGAUGGCUUCAAGCUUAAUGAGCAUCUUUUUGUGCCAGUUUUGAGAACAAAUGGUACUGGGGCUGAAGGAGCUUACUGAUCAGCAGCAGCAAUGUCACAGUUAAAGUGCACCUCUGGAGGUGGUGGGACUUGAAUUCAGGCCUCCUAGCUCAGAGUUGUGCUGGCUAGCAGUAUUAGAAGCCCAGAAGAAAGCCUGCAUAUAGGAUCUAAAUCUGAGAUGGCAAGCAGAAGACAAGAAAUGGAUAGGACGCAAAGGAAAGAGAAUACAGACCAUCGUGACCGCAGGCUUGUUGAAUUUGAAAAAUUUGAUCCAGCCAACACAGAUUCUAAAAUCGAAGCGCUGAUCUCAUCUGCUGUUUCACCAAACAACAAUACCUUCUUUGAAAAUAUGUCAUCAUUGUACACCGUCCCGGAACAUAGACAUCAUGUAAAGUGUGAAAGCUCUAAAGCUGGAAUUCUGAAACACAACAGCCAGAAUGAAGAGGAGAUAAAUGCUGGACUGCUUUUAACUGAGACUACAUGUAAAAAGUAUGCUCUGAGGAAAAAACCAAUGAUUCAGUAUAAUCGGGAAAAUAGCUUGGAACAAAUAGAGUUUGAAAAAUACUGUAAGGGUAUUUCCAUUCCUUCAGCAUCUGCAGAAGCAUGUCAAGAUUAUGGAGCAGUCUCUCGUUUGCCUCUUAAAAGGACACUUUUAAAUAAGAGCCCAAAAACUAAAUGCAAAGGCAGUCGGAAGAUGUUAGUUAAAAUAGCAAAAAUCAAUACCCAGAAGUAUCAGAUGUACACAGAAAGAAAGACAAAAGUGUGCCAAAAGCUUUUAAUGCAUAAUAAUGUGAGUGCAGGAGUCAAAACACAUCAUGUUACUAUGCCAGAACAAAACACAGCUGUGUUACCAACAGUGAAGAAAGGCAGGAGGAGCAAGGUGAUGGUGUUACCUGCGAGUGAUAUUCCUGUUGUUAUCAAAAGGAAAAGAGGUAGGCCAAGGAAAGUAUUACCUGAAGGUAGCAGUGAAGCUACCAAUCAUGUGAAAAGAAAGCCAAGGCAUCACAAACUUUCUCCACCACAACCGACUUAUAUUGCUGGAUCCAAUGACAACACAACAGACUAUGCAGAUGUUUUGUCCAAAUUGGCCUUUUUAACUAAACAGAGUCUGAUCUUGGGUCGAUGCUCACCACCCAGGUGUUGGUCUCCUAGUGAUCCGGGAUCAUUUCAGAGAUCAGCUUCUAUGCAUCAGGACAUGUCUCAGUUUUAUCGUACGUUGGCAGGUACUCGAAGGAGAGGUGGAAAAGCAGGGUGUUCACGAGGAAGGCAAAUGGGCCAAUUUGCAGAAUCAUCUUCUACUUUCAGUGAUUUCUUUGAGGGUAUUGGAAAGAGAAAGCGGAUAUUCCUGGGUGAAACAAAAUUGUAUGCCAGAAAAUGCAAAUGGGGCACAGAAAUGAAAGAGAAGCCUGUUCAAAGGAGGAAACCAUAUAAGCGUGCGCUUCCAUUUCCAGAACAUGGAAUUUUUCGGAAUAUGAAUGCCGAAAAUUCAGAAUGGGCAAGACAAAAUGAAAACUUCUGGCCCAUGAGCCAAGGUUACCCUUCAAAGCAACCAAUCAGAAACGGUUUAUAUCCAUCUUACCCUGGAAUGUCUACACAGUCAUUUCCCAAUACUAUUUGGGAGUCCGGUUCUAUGUCAAGGAAUGGCUAUUUGAUGGGCUGUUUGUCGUCCAACCAAAGCAGUGUUGCUCAACAAAGCCCUGGCUGCAUUGCCGGAUAUUUCCGUUCUUUGCUGGAUUCAGAUGAUUCAUCAGACUUGGUGGAUUUGUCAUUUUCACAGACUGGGCAAGAAUCAUGUAAUCUCAGUGGAAGCUUUGGGGUCAGCAAUUCAGCACAGCCGUCAAGACACUUAACGCAUUACCAAGAAGGGUUUGAUAAAACCAAUUCUCCCAGUUGUGCUGGCAGCCAGCAACAUACGAAUCAAACAGCACAGGCUUAUCCACAAAUGAUUGCAGACAAUUCAGAUAGUGUUGAUUUCGGCUCCUCGUAUCAUACUUCUGACUCGGAAAGUUUCCAAAGAGUUGCUGUUCAGCCACCUCUUUCUAGACAGACUGGAGUUUCAUGCCAACAGACUCCAGAUAACUUUGUUCAGUAUAGUAAUUACAGGCCAAAAGCUCAAACUUUCAGUAAUUCAGAUGUGCUACAGCAACCUCGAGAAUAUUCUGGACUUGACUUUCCAGGUAACAGAGAUUGUACUUUUGGCUAUGACAGAAGCAAUAAUGUUACUUCAUCUCAAGCUAAUUCAACUGAGACGUACAGCCAUCAUGUAAUUGGAUCGAAUCUACAUUUCAGUAAGACGUCUUCAUUUAAUGCUUUUAAGCCAGAUCACAGUCCUCUGACUUUACAAACUUCUUUAACUUCUGAGGGUCAAUCUGAUGCAGCCUGUUCUAUGGACCAUGCAUCUCAGAAAUAUUUAAAUUCACUGCAGUUAUCAGCUGAUGCCUCCAGGAUGGCGUUUUCAAGAGGACUUCAACUGAGCUGCAAAUCCAGUUUUAAUCUUUGCGAUGGGAAUAUGGCAUACUUUAAUCACCAUUACGCCCCAGUGUUGGAUUACAACCUGAAUGAGUCAAAAGACAUCUUGGAUAUUUCAAACUAUACACCCCAGAAAGUAAAACUAAGGUCCUUUCCAGAGACUUACAGCGAAUCCUCAUCCAACUUUAACACAUCUUUUGAGAAUUCUGAAGGAGGUGUUAACAUUUGCGCUAAUAUGGCAAGUGAAGAGAAAUCUAGUCUCUCAAGUUUGGAAAAAUUGAUGAUGGACUGGGAUGAAACAGUACCUGUUGAAAGAGCUGGACCAAAAGUUGGUUCUAGACGUCAGUGGAACCACCACAUCCCAUUCCCCAGUGAUUCAAGAGCUGUGUAUGGAAGACGGAAACGAGUUGAUAUGUCCAGCCCUUCUCAGUUGGUUUUUCCAGCUUCACCCUCAUUUCCGUCUAGAAAGGCUGCAUUACCGAGACAAAUGAGGAGCACCAGGGGACUUUGUGCUUCAAAUAAGAGAGAACAAUUUAUUCGCAAAUCAAAGCUGUUACAGAGAGCACAAGGGACAAACCCUAUAUUCUCUGAAAGUGCAGACUGUGGUUUAGAUUAUGGCUAUAGUCCAGAUAGCAGUAUACCCCCAACACUUUCUAACACCCAAAACUUUCAAGUUCAAAAAAAUGAUCAGAAGGAAUAUUGUAGCUUAUACUCCUCGGGCUGUUCGACACCAAUGCCCGAUGAAAAUUAUUCCCCAAGAUUUUCUGGCAAUGAUGUUCAAGAGGCUCUGUAUUCAGACCUAAAGCAGUCUGCAUUAGAAGCAGAACCCUUUCAAAGCCCUCACCAGCAGCUAUCUGUCCAAGCAUUGCAACAUUCAAUCAACCCUGAUCAUGAAGGACUUCUGUCUGAGAACCAAGAUUUUUUUAGUUUGCGCACCCCGGGCUACGUGGACAAUCUAGAGUCAAGUGAAGGGAAAAAACAUUCGGCUUUUUACGACGCAUUGGAAAACAGCUCAGGAACAGAUGUUGCUCCAAGGACAGCAUCGACCAGCAGAGAUUUGUCAGUGUCACAGCUCCAGUUUGAACCUGACAAUCCAGUUUUGGAAAGGAGCACCAGAUAUUUGCAGAAUUCUACCACUUGCAGUUCAGUAGUUGAGACCAAGAAGGAAGCUGAUAUGUCCCUGUUUUUAAUGCAGGGAAGAAAUAAUCCACCCAGUUCUGCACACCAAAUGAUCCCUCUAAACAUGGUAGCACAAAUGGACAAAGAAACACAGAAGAUGGCAAUAGAUUACAGCAGUUCAGCAUACGCUAAUACCAUGUUAACUACAGCAAAUGCAUCGCCCGCAUCAAGUGAUUCUUCUAUUCAUGUGGACAAUAACUACAUAGACAAACAAGGGAACCGUAGACAGGCACCAAUGGGCUUACUACUAGACCAAAAUCAGGAUGAGGUGUACACAGGAAAUGCUUCACAGUGACUUAUGAUGAUAUUGGAAGAAAUUCAGUGCAAUUAGGAUGAUUGGAUCAAGGGUUUUUUGGAGCAAUUAAGAACGCACAUAGUCUGCAUGAAUUCAUUGGAGAGUUUUGUUGUGAACUGACUUAUUCAGGAAAACUGCAUUUCGGCUUUAAAGAGUAAUAUUAAGAUGGACUCCUGCAAAGACAAUCACAAAGAGUUGUGGGAAGGUGAGCAGAGGAUGCAGACAGAGGAAUUGCACUUUGAAAACUGCAGUGAAGAAGCUGUUGCUAUAUUCACAUUUGAAAAAAAAUAUGAAAAACUGGCUGCAAAAUGCUGACUCUUCUCUCAUACACAAUCCAUCUUUUAGACAGCUACAAAAAUGAGGUUCUUGGAUGCACUUAUUCAGCUGGUACGUAUAAUGUUUGUACAGUGUAAAUAUAACUUCUGAUUUUGUGAUCUUUCACUUUAUUGCUUUCAAAACAGUAUGGUUCCUCUUUGGAAAUUUAAAAGUGCACUGUAUAAAGCUUUCUAACAUGUAUUCCAUUUAAGUAACUGUAAAAUGUCACGGAAUUUUCUUUUGCUAAAAUACCAUUGUUCAUUGUCUCUCGAGCUUUUUUUUUACCAUGAAGCGUCAGUGAGCUUGCUGUCUCUAAGUUAGAAGUUCUAAAUGCCACUUAAAAGGUUUGUACUUAACCUGGAGUAUUGGAUGGAGGAAAAGACAUGCACUGUACAUUUUAGAUGACAGCAGUGACAAAAUUAGGGAUAAUUAGGGAAAAGAAUCACACUAAUUCUUCACUCAUUUUUUCUUCAGAAUACAAGAAUCGCACAAGAAACAUGGUACUGAUAUGCCAUACAGUGUGUAUUUUGGCAGCUCUAUAAUUGCUUGGAGUCAGCUAAGAUCGCUGAAAUUGCAAUGCUGUCAACAGCUCUUGAUCCAUUUUUUGUCACCUCAUUAUGUAAUGACAAUACAUGUUGUGUUAUUAUAAAUACAUAUGUUUUUUUAAAAGACUAAAAUGUACAGUUUUUAUAAACAGUAUUUAACCAAGGAUGGAGUAGAUGUGUCAUCAAGGGCACCAGCAGUUCAUGUUACUGUACAAAUGUAUCUGUAAAUUCUUUAUAUCGAUAUAGCUAGUGCUUCAAAUAUGCACUGAAAUGUUUGCCUGGGGAAUGACAGAAAAGGUUAUAACGUAUUUAAUGUAUAUAAUGUUUAUUUAAGAUGUGUUUUUAUUGUAUUCUGUACCUACCUGUAGUAAUUGUUGUGAGGUUGCAAGAUUGGUUUUUAGCACAUUUUUUUGCCUUCAUGCAGUGUGCACCCAAAGAUAUAUCUUUGUAAAACAAUUUCGUAUGGACUUUUUAUUUGUAAGAUGCAGUAUUAUACGAUGAAUUUUGGAGUACAGAUGAUAAUAAGCUCAGGGUGUCAUUUCUGUUGACUUGCCUGAUUUGAUCUGUUUAUUGAGUGGUUUGUGUGGAAAAAUAUGAACAUUUUUAACCAUUUUUUAAACAAAUCGUCUUCACAUUACGUGUUCUUGAAGUUGUACUCAGUGACUGCCUGAUUGUGUUUAGUUCAGUCCACAUAAAAUACAGAACCAGCAUUACCAUAGAUGAGCUUUUCUCCUUGUUUCACCCCUUCCCUCAUCUUUUCCAGAUUUACGUUUUUGCUUACACACACAAUAAAUAACCUGCAUGCAUGGUCUACUGCUCACAGCGUCCAAGAUGAGAAUCACACCUUACUCCAGUGCUUACCUAAGUGAGGAUCAUCAGCUGUAGAACAUAAGGUGUGGGCAAUUGCUGCUGUCACUGAGAUUGUGCAGUGGUCUUCAUCACUUAAACCAUUGCAGCUGUUGUGACCUACUUAAGAUGAAAUAUGAUCAUUAGUCAUGCAUUCAGUGUCCAUAUAUUUCAUUAAUUCCAUCUGCAGUUCAGGGAAAAUAACCUAAAUUCUCAAGAGUUAUACUGAUCUCUAGAAUGGCAUGACUGUCCUCUGAGGAUGAAGACUAAGCCUACAUUCUCUAGAGUCUAAAAGUGUGAGAGAUGAUUUCAUUGAAGCACACAGAAUUCUUUCAGGAUUUGACUGGAGAGACAUGGAGGGUUAUUCCCUGGCUGGGUUAGUUUGAAUCAGGAGAUAUUGUCUCUGGAUGUGGAUCAGGUCAUUUAGGACCAAGGGAAGAAGGAAUAUCUUCACACAGAGUUUAGUGGAUCUUUGGAGUUCUCUACCACAGAGUCUGAGAGGGCUCAGUCAUUCAGUAAAUUCAACACUUGUCUUCAGUAGAGUUGUUGGCAGUGAAGAUAUCAAGAAAUGAGGUAGUGCAGGAGAGACGAAGUUGCAAUAGAAGAUUAGCUGUGGUCUAGUUAAAUGGUGAAACAGACUCAAUGAGUCAAAUAUUCCUGAAAUAUCUGCAGGACUGAAACAAUUUCUUUCAGGGCUUUUUGUAGCUUGCAGUCAAAAGUUCUGCAAUUGGCUUGGUCUGUUCUGCUCCAUGGGACUCUUAAUUUUGCAAGAUUGAGUGAUUCUAAACUGAAAAUCAGAGCUGAACCCUGUGCUGGUAGAAAGUCAGCUGCUGGAAUAUGUUGUAGGCUGUUUCUCCUCCAUUUCACUGAACUGUAAAUUACAGCACCUCUAUGCCGCUCUGUCUGACUGAUGGGAAUGAAGACGGUAACUGUUACCUGCUAUUAUCAACUGUUACAGGUGCUGAGAUAGAGCAUUCUACAGGUGUUUCCCAUGGCAGUCGAUCAUUGCUUUGCAAAAAGUUACAUGUUGGCCAUUCUCCAGCCAAGCAUUGUGUACCUCCUGUUCAUGAUCUAAUAUACAAAAUCAAAUGUUGGGAGAAAUAUAUCUUACCUCCAUUCUGGCAGAGCCACUUCUCUGAUUUGCCUACUGGAGCAGGUCAUUUCAAAAUGGUACAUCGGGUGAUUUAAAAAAAACAGAAUCAUUUGUCAUCUGACUCUGUCAGACAAUUUUUAAAAAGGUGAGAAAUUAGUUUAAAAAAUUGAUUUAGCCCUAAAUCAAUAACUAAUGUGUCAGCCUUAGAUUAAUGGUUGCCACCUUUCCUCCAAAUCUAGAGGCUCUGGGUUUCAACCCAAGCCAGAGAUUUCAAAAUGUAAUUGUUGAGUUUAUUACUGAGGGAAGGCUGCACAGCGAAGAAUGCUGUCUUUUGGGUGAGAUGUCCCAGAUGGAUAUAAAACAUUGUGCAGUACUAUUUGGAAAAAAAGGGAUUUCUCUGUCCUCACUGGUAUUUAUUCCUCAACUUAGUAAUAAACUUGGCAAAUCAGCUGCUGUAGCAUCCCAAAGCUUAUCCUGAGAUGGUGAGCAGUAUUAAAUAAAAGCCAGUUCUUUCCAGACAAAAUAAUGAAAUCCAUUCUAAAGGUUCAGUUAGAGAAGUAAUUACGAAGGAAAACCGAUGUGAUUUAAAAAUAAGUCACACCAGGCAACUUGUUCGAUAUCUUUUGAAGAUAUUUCCUAUAAAGUGGCUUUUGGAACUCCAGGUGGUAUAAUUUUACAAAAGCAGAACACUGCAGAUGCUAGAGCUCUGAAAUACAAACAGAAAUUCAACAGGUUUGGCAGCAUCUGUGAAGAGAGAAACUGACUCAAUAUUUCAUGUCCAAUAUGAUUCUUUAUAAGUGAAAAUUUUGUUUGAUUCAGAAGGUAUUUGACAAAGUUCCAUUUGAAAGGCUUUUAAUUUACCUGCAACAGAGAACAUGUGAUGGCAACAAAACCAUCAAUUUCCAUUUGUGUAACACCCUUCAUACGGAAAAAAUUCUUAGAAAUGAUGGUGUUGAGUGAUAUCACCAGAUCAACGUUUGGACUUCGUUUCUUAUGUGCAUACACGAUCUGAAUAUCAAAAUCGCUGGUUACCUUGCCACUUUUCCAACAACGCUGGACAUUAAGGAUGCACUAAAACAUAUAUCAGAAUUGCAUAUGGGCCAACAAUGAAGAAGUGGGCACUAUUACAGAUAAGUUGUAAAAUAUGCAUCACUUGGAGUUGCAAUAUACUUUUCUCGGCUUUCUUUUCUGGUAUUAAUUAACUAAAUUCUUCUUUCUUGUCCUUUUAAAUUGGCACAAAUUUGAAUUCCUGAACUGUUUAAUUUCAAUGAUUGUCAUGCUUUUUUCAGGUUUUAUUCUUCCAGCUUGUGGGUUUCUUCAAAGGAUUAGCUUGAACCAUUACUUUUCCAAAAGGUGUUUAGAUUUGGUUGUGGCCAAGUAGUUAAGAGAAUGGAUUUAAAACCCAUUGAAUCCUCCUCAAGGUUCAAAUCCUUUAAGGGUCUUGUGAUACAGUGAUCGUACUCCAUCUCUGGCCAGAAGAUCUGUGUUCAACUCCUCUUCCAUAGGAAGUGUGUCAUAGCAGGUCAAAGAAAAUUGUGGGUGACUGGUGAGUGUUAGGUCAUUGCUCACCAGGAGUUACUACAGGAUAUAACAUUUUGAUUUUUCGUGAGUUUUCCACUUAUUAACGUUUCAGCCAUUCCUUUGCUGAGGCCCUCCCUUCAAUUUUGAUACCUGAUUCCUUAUUACUUUAAAGUUAGGAUUUGUUUCAUUGGUAAUUUGCACAGAGAUCUGUCUGAACAUGGUUUAUUAUAUGAUUAAAGCAGCACAGAAUUCUGUAUAAGAUGCCAAACAAACUUCCAGUUUAAAAAAAACACUUGCACAGCUCCUUGAACACACUGAAACACCCCCAGGCGCUCUCGUAAUCAGUUUCUUUCAUUUCAAAAUUGGGGAAAAUCAUUUCAAUUAGAGAUUUACUUAUCGUAUUAAUUGGCUUUUUUUUACUAAAUCAUUUCAGGAACUUAUAAAAACUCAUUGUAAAGUUUCCCAGACGUGCAGAUUGUUACUUGUAGAUCUUCCUUAAGUUGGGCAACAAUCAAAAUUCAUAUCAUGAUUCAUGUCAGUAACUUAUUAAAUUAAACAACUGCAAUUUUGUGAAUGCAAUGAAGUAACUUCCUCUCCUCCUGUUUGCAAUUAAUUGCCAUAAUUUUAAGGUUCAUAUGUGACUGGGGAUAAGUGUACACAGUUGCUUUGCUGAUAAUAGAGUGCUUCUGUAGACCAGAUAAUUCUCCCUUAUUUUUCUUCAAUUGGGAAUGAGCCUCUGUCCUUUUUUGAUCUGUGUCCCUCUAUUCUCUCCCGAUUCAUGUAACCAUCCAGAUGCUUCUUAAAUGUUGUUCAGGUGCCUGCUUCUGCCACCACCUCUUGCAGUGCAUUCCAGGUUCCUACGACCCUCUGCGUAAAAAAACUUUCCUCACACAUCUCCCUUAAACUUUUGCCCCCUCGUAAUUGAAAGUUCAACCCUGGGAAAAUGCCUUUGAUUACCCACCCUCUCUAUGCCUCUCAUAAUUUUGUAGACCAGUAUCCGGUCUCCUCUCAGCGCCACAUUUCCAGAGAAAACAAUCAUAGAACAUAGAAAAGUGCAGCACAGUACAGGCCCUUCGGCCCACGAUGUUGUGCCGUGGAAUAACCCUAAUCCAAAAAUAAAAUAACCUAACCUACAUUCCCCUCAAUUCACUGCUGUCCAUGUGCAUGUCCAGUAGUCGUUUAAAUGUCACUAAUGACUCCGCUUCCACGACUAUCACUGGCAAACUAUUCCAUGCGCUCACAACUCUGAAGAGGGUGAAGAACGUCCCUCUGACGUCUCUGCUAUACCUUCUUCCUAACACCUUAAAACUAUGACCCCUCAUGGCAGUCAGUCCUGCCCUGGGGAAAAGUCUCUGGCUAUCGACUCUAUCCAUGUCUCUCAUUACCUUGUAUACCUCAAUCAGGUCACCUCUCUUCCUCCUUCUCUCCAGAGAGAAAAGUUUGAGCUCAGUCAACCUCUCCUCUUAAGACAAACCCUCCAGUCCAGGCAGCAUCCUGGUAAACCUCCUUUGCACCCUCUCC
Molecule: messenger RNA, 9906 nt
Organism: Stegostoma tigrinum
Lineage: Eukaryota; Metazoa; Chordata; Chondrichthyes; Orectolobiformes; Stegostomatidae
Gene: ahdc1
Product: AT hook, DNA binding motif, containing 1
Exons: 6
Coding region: 301-4065 (1254 amino acids)
Source: RefSeq, a predicted model, not a curated record